CCGACGUACGGCACGCUUCGUCAAUUUUUUUCACCUACGGCGGUUCACGACUGUUAUCGAUAUAUCGGUCCAGUGGGAAUCUCAUUCAGAUCUUGUGAAAUUGUGCACAUCGAAGAAACAUUGAAUAGGAUGAGGUGAAUUCGAUUGACUUUGCAUUUCGGACAGGAAAUAAUGCCUUCGAGCGGAUCUUCUAAGGUAUCCAAGGUAGAUAGGUCCACAAGUCCUCUGCCAUGUAAACCCGUGAAUCCUGUUCAGGAAUUAAAAACCCUAUUUGCUGAACCACCUUUAAGAGUCUCAAAUGGCGGUAAAGAGCAAGAUUUUCGCCUCGAGGCGAUUCAGUGUCUUCAAUCCCCGACUCUUACAGAAACUAAAAUAUUGCCUGAUCGAGGAACAUGGAGCAGUAAGAUCGAAUUCAUCCUCUCUGUAGUAGGAUUGGCAAUAGGAUUAGGAAAUUUAUGGCGAUUUCCGUACCUCUGCUACAAAAAUGGCGGUGGUGCUUUUAUGGUUCCUUAUUUUAUCGCUCUUGCACUUGCCGGAGUACCUAUGUUCCUAAUGGAGUUAUCGCUAGGACAGAUGAUGACUAUAGGUGGAUUAGGUGUUUUUAAGAUAGCUCCGAUUUUCAAAGGCAUUGGAUACGCUGCUUGUGUACUCUCCUGUUGGACAAACAUAUACUACAUUAUUAUAUUGGCAUGGGCACUUUUUUACUUUUUGGUCUCCUUACGAAUCGAUGUGCCAUGGAGAACAUGCGGUAAUCAUUGGAAUUCGCGUUAUUGUCUCACCCCCACAGAACGUUUAGAGAUGUUGUGUUGGCCCGAAGACCAGGAUACGAUAUGUUCUACUUCGAUCGGUAAUUUAAGUCACACUUUACUGAGGGAUCCAGUAAAAGAAUUUUGGGAGGGGCGUACUCUUCAAAUCUCUGACGGUAUAGAAAAUGUAGGUUCAAUUAGAUGGGAAUUAGCAGGUACAUUAGCUAUUGCGUGGAUCAUGUGUUAUUUUUGUAUUUGGAAAGGUGUGAAAUGGACUGGAAAAGUUGUGUACUUUACGUCGUUGUUUCCAUAUGCAUUGUUGUCGGUUUUAUUGGUAAGAGGAUUGACGCUGCCAGGAGCAAUGGAGGGUCUAAAAUAUUAUGUAACACCAAAUCUAUCAAAACUCAGUGAACCCGAAGUCUGGAUAGAUGCGGUAACACAAAUAUUUUUUUCUUACGCACUGGGUGUAGGCGCAUUGGCUGCUCUUGGAAGUUACAAUAAAUUCAAUAAUAAUGUUUACAAGGAUGCUCUUAUUGUUUGUACAGUAAAUUCUUGUACCAGUAUGAUUAGUGGUAUUGUUAUAUUUUCUGUGGUUGGUUUUAUGGCUCAUGAACAACAAAAAUCUGUUGCGGACGUAGCAGCCUCUGGUCCAGGUUUAGCUUUCUUGGUUUAUCCUUCCGCCGUUCUAGAAUUACCAGGAUCAUCGAUUUGGUCUUGUUUAUUCUUUUUCAUGCUUAUUCUUAUUGGCUUAGAUAGUCAGUUUUGUACAGUUGAAGGAUUUAUAACAGCCGCGGUAGAUGAAUGGCCGUCACUUCUUAGAAAACGAAAAGAAAUAUUCAUCGCUAUUGUAUGCUUUGUCUCGUAUCUUAUUGGUCUUUCUUGCGUUACUGAAGGAGGAAUGUAUGUGUUUCAACUCCUAGAUACGUAUGCUGUAAGUGGAUUUUGUCUUCUAUUCUUAAUGUUCUUUGAAUGUAUUGCUGUUUCGUGGGCAUUUGGUGUAAAUCGAUUCUAUGAUGGAAUUCGUGAUAUGAUUGGUUAUUAUCCAUGUUGUUGGUGGAAGAUAUGUUGGACCAUUACUACUCCUGCCAUUUGUGUGGGUGUUUUUACUUUUAACAUAAUUAAAUUCGUUCCCGUAAAAUAUCUUACAUAUGACUAUCCAUGGUGGAGUCAUGCAUUUGGAUGGCUUUGUGCACUUUCUUCAAUGUUAUGUAUUCCUGGAUAUAUGAUUUAUAUCUGGUUUAAAACAUCUGGAACUAUCUCUGAGAAAUUCCGAAAAUUGAUAAGAAUAGAGGAUGAUGUUGCCACGUUACGAAUGAAACUAAAUCCAACAAAAGCUGCCGCUAUUAGUGCAGAUCUCGAACUAUAAGUGUACCUUUAUCAAUGAUGCAAGUGUGUUCUCUGCAAUGUAUGAAUGGACAGAAGUAUGAUUUCAUAUGUUCAACAGUAUCAUAUCAUAUAUUCAUGUAAUCAUUUAUCACAAACAAAUAAAAAUUUAGUGC
Messenger RNA from Eufriesea mexicana, 2245 nucleotides. It is a transcript of the gene Gat-1B, whose product is annotated as GABA neurotransmitter transporter-1B. Bases 172 to 2112 code for a protein of 646 amino acids. Gene Ontology annotation, cellular component: neuron projection; plasma membrane. Gene Ontology annotation, biological process: nitrogen compound transport; amino acid transport; sodium ion transmembrane transport. The record is from RefSeq and is a predicted model, not a curated record. NCBI's taxonomy places the organism in Eukaryota, Metazoa, Arthropoda, Insecta, Hymenoptera, Apidae. The transcript has 14 exons. Gene Ontology annotation, molecular function: gamma-aminobutyric acid:sodium:chloride symporter activity.